AUGGGCAACACGGAUCCAGAAGCCGCAUCGGAGGCGGAAGCUCCUGAUGCUCCGCGCCCCUCCAAGAGGAAGAGAGCUGCUCCCUCCAGCCCUACAGCCAAACGCGCCCGCGAAUUGCUUAGCACUGCGGCUACUCGGAAGGUGGAGGCGGAGAAGAAACACCUCAAACUUAUCGACACCAGCAACCGAGCUCAACCCGACAUCCACCAGUUCUUCAAGCCUUCCGGAAGUUUCGGAAGCCAGCCCCACAAGGCUCCAAGAGCCCUCAAGAAGAAGGUCAAGCCAUCUCCGGCUUCUAUCCCCGUUACGCCGGAAGUGGAGGGCGCCUCCUCAUCUGCGCCUCCGCCUGAGCGACCAAGUGCCACCUUUGCCGAGCCUACGGCGGAGCAGUAUGAGCAGAAGGUGCAGCUUAUUCAUGCCACCAGCACGCUCCAAACUGACCCUCAACCUACUCCGUCUCUGCAAAAGCUUCCCCUCGCACAACGCCACGCGGAAGUUUCCACCAUGAUGGACAAGGUGUGGGGGACUGCGAACACGGAGAUGCAGGAGCUCACCAACCUUGAGAACGACCUCAAGGUCUUUUUUGCUAAGCACAAGGACGUGCGCCAGAACACGCGGAAGCUGCAUGAGGAUCUGCGCGUUCACGUGCUUGAGCAAAUAACAGAGAUAGAGGGGCUGCAAGAAACUGCCAAGCACUCCGCCUUCGAUGACCUGUCCGCCAAAGUCAAAGUGCUCGAGGCGGAGAACGAAUCCCUCAAAGCCUUUAUCAAAGAGUCCUCCGACAAGGAGAAUUUGGUGAGGAGGGAGCUCUCCAAGAAGCACGCCCGUGACUUGGCGGAACUUGCGGACAAGCUGAAGAAGAGCCAACAGAAUGUGAAAACCUUAGUGGCUAAAAGCAAGGUCCAAGAAGCGGAGGCGGAGGCCAUUGACAAACUGAUCUUCCAGUCAGCCCUCAAGAGAACGGAGGCAUACGACGAAGCGCGGAGUUCUAUCGACGAGCUGUUCGCAGCAUGUCGCGGAAUCGCCAAGUCCCUGUCCUUGAAGAGGGCCAAGACUUCAGUUAUUGAUACGAUGACCAAGCUGAUGCCGCAGGUGCCGGAACUCAUCAAGGACUAG
Lolium perenne is the source of this 1116-nucleotide messenger RNA. Lineage: Eukaryota; Viridiplantae; Streptophyta; Magnoliopsida; Poales; Poaceae. The record is from RefSeq and is a predicted model, not a curated record.